AUGAUGGGCUCGGUGCUCCCUGCGGAAGCCCUGGUGCUGAAGGGUGGGUUGAACAAGCCCACCUUGUCCUUGGCUGAGAUGAUCACCUCUGAUAUCCUACACAGCUUCCUCUAUGGGCGCUGGAGGAACGUCCUUGGUGAGCAACUUUUUGAAGAGAAGAACAACCACAGCAGUCCAAAAACUGCCUUCACAGCUGAGGUCCUGGCACAGUCCUUCUCUGGAGAGGUGCAGAAGCUUUCCAGCCUGGUCCUGCCUUCAGAAGUCAUCAUUGCUCAGAGCUCCAUCCCAGGUGAGGGACUUGGCAUCUUCUCCAAGACUUGGAUUAAGGCCGGGACUGAGAUGGGGCCGUUCACUGGCAGAGUCAUCUCUCCGGAGCAUGUGGACCUGUGCAAGAACAACAACCUGAUGUGGGAGGUGUUCAAUGAAGAUAGCACAGUGCGUUAUUUUAUUGAUGCCAGCCAAGAAGACCACCGUAGCUGGAUGACUUAUAUCAAGUGUGCCCGCAAUGAGCAAGAACAGAACUUGGAGGUGGUACAGAUUGGCAAUAGCAUCUUCUACAAGGCGAUAGAGACAAUCCCUCCAGACCAAGAACUUUUGGUAUGGUAUAGCAACUCACAAAACAGCUUCCUUGGCAUUCCCGGAGUCCCUGGAAUCGAAGAGGAACAAAAAAAAAAAGUAAGCAUGAUGAUUUUGGUGGCAUUGAUACUGCUGGACCAACCCUGAGUGGUCGAAUGCGCUGCGUCAUCUGUCACCGAGGCUUCAACUCGCGCAGCAAUUUACGCUCACACAUGAGAAUCCACACACUGGACAAACCCUUCGUAUGCCGUUUUUGCAACCGCCGCUUCAGCCAAUCUUCCACCUUACGCAACCAUGUCCGACUGCACACCGGGGAGCGCCCUUACAAAUGCCAAGUCUGCCAAAGCGCCUACUCACAGCUAGCUGGCCUGAGAGCCCACCAGAAGAGUGCAAGGCAUCGUCCACCAAACGGCUCCUUGCAGGUUCAUUCUCCAACCCUGCCAGUGCCACACCCAGCCUCUCUUGCCCACCACAUCCCCACUAUGGUCUUGUGA
Staurois parvus is the source of this 1070-nucleotide messenger RNA. NCBI's taxonomy places the organism in Eukaryota, Metazoa, Chordata, Amphibia, Anura, Ranidae. The record is from the annotation of a GenBank genome assembly.